Molecule: messenger RNA, 1752 nt
Organism: Ixodes scapularis (black-legged tick)
Lineage: Eukaryota; Metazoa; Arthropoda; Arachnida; Ixodida; Ixodidae
Product: proline-rich protein 2
Molecular function (GO): actin binding
Source: RefSeq, a predicted model, not a curated record
CCUUCUGCACUAUCCUUCCGUGCCUUCUGCAUUAGUUCUGCGAAUGUUUAUCGCGUCAUCUACGUCUCGCAUAUGCCCCGCUUGUCCCUACGGUUGAUAGGGCGUUGCGAUCCCUCUCGCCGAACUCGUAGGUAGUAUCCGAUUUUGCGAUGUCCUGCACGAUUCGAGUCUCGUUUAGGUAGCAGUUUCAUGACCCGAAAACUUUGGUGGGAAGCGAGCGGCCAUCUUUAGCAGCGGGUUGUUUUCCUUCCUCGAAGAAGUGGUCUGUCGCCGGGGGCCCCGUCAGCAUGGAAUAACGCCGAGGUUGGCGCAGCCGGAGGCCAGGCCAUGGCCCCUCCACCGCCGCCACCCCCCAUGGGGGCCCUGGGGCCCCCUAAGACUGCCGCGGUGCCGGACCGGUCCGUGCUCCUCUCCCAGAUCCGGGGUGGUGCCACGCUCAGGAAGGCGGUCACCAACGACCGGAGUGCGCCCAUCAUCGACGCUAACAAGAGGGCGGCGGCACCCACCCAGGCGCCGGCAGAUGGGGCAGCCCCCAAGCUCAACGUGCCUGCAGGCCUGGCGGGUCUCUUCGCGGGAGGCAUGCCCAAGCUGAGGCCGCUCAACCCGACCGCCACUGGAGCGUCACCGGCCCCGCCUUCGACCCCUCGCUCCGGCGCCCCAUCGGGUCCCCGGCCGGGGGGUGCACCCCUGCAGCAGCCAGCGGCACCGAGCGGGGACACGCCCCCGGGCCGGCGGGCCCCGGCCCCGUUCCCAGCGGACCUGGCCCCCCGGGGACCCCCUCCCCUGCCGCCGCCGUCGAGCCAGAAGCCCAGCUUGGGCCCCCCCCAGGGUGGCCCCUCCCCCGUGUCCCGCAGCCGGACGGGCCCUCCGCUCCCGAGCAAGCCCCCGGGGGUGACAAGGUCCGCCUCGCAGACGAGCCUCGGGGCCAAGAGGGGCCCCGCACCCCUGCGCGCUCCCCAGGUGAAGCCCCCACCUCCCCCCAAGAGCCCCACGGUGGGCGCGGUGGCGGCCAGCGGCCCCAGGUUUGGCACUGUGGGGCCGCACGCGGGGGCACGCCUGCAACUCCCCGGGGCACCACUGGCCCGGCGCCAGAGCUUCGGGGCCCCCGACUCCCGACCGGCCGAAGGAGCGGGCCAGCAGGGGGCGGGGCCCCAGCCCGGGGGGCCCGCCAAGCCCUCGGGCCCGCCCCCGCCGCCCCGCAACGUCAGCGUGCCCAGCAACCUGCACCAGGCGCACAAGUCCCGGAGCGCCCCCCCGGCGCCGCCGCUGCGUGCCCCCCCUGCCUCGCGGCCUCCCCCUCCGCCCCUGAGGGGCCAGCCCCCUCCCCUGCCCAGCAGCCUGCCCCCGCAGCUGCCCCAGCGGAACCAGCCCAGGCCCCAGGGGCCUGCCGCGGCCCCCCGGCCCUCCCCCACGCCUCCCCUGCGCAGCUCCUCCAUGAGGAACUCCGCGGCACCUGCGGCUUUCGAGAGCCGCUUCAGCUUUCGCCCCAUCGACCACGUUCCUGGCCCAGUCUACGCGGCAACGGAGGUCAAGAGGUACCCCAGCAAAGUGCCCCGGCAGAACCAUCAACGUCAGGCUCCCCCGCCCCCCACGCACUUUGCCGGAAGCUUGGCGCAGCAGACCGCGGCCUGACCCCGGGCCCCCGCCGCGGGAGAACCGGCUGCCCUCUCCGGCACCCUCCCCAGGGAGCGGGGGACGUCGGACGUUACGUUGGUCCCGCCCUCCGAGAGUCGUACCCCGGGGGCCCCCCCG